Molecule: messenger RNA, 480 nt
Organism: Zasmidium cellare ATCC 36951
Lineage: Eukaryota; Fungi; Ascomycota; Dothideomycetes; Mycosphaerellales; Mycosphaerellaceae
Exons: 1
Coding region: 1-480 (159 amino acids)
Source: RefSeq, a predicted model, not a curated record
AUGGCUAUCCUUCUCGCCCACUCCGCAUUGCAUAUUUCUGUUCCACCGACCACCACCACGGCCGGAGAAGACUUCCUAAAUGCGACAACGGAUCACAUCGAAUCCCUUGUCCACAAUCUCAUCCACAGUGUCAACACUCAUACACUCUCCACCGACUCCCCGAUCUGGCCGUUCAUGUCGCCAUCAUUCUACACUCGCGGCACCGCCUGUCCCAGCACCGCAAGCCGCCUUGAAACCAUGUAUACCUUCCAAGGCUACUGGGCCGAGCAUCCGGACUAUUUCCUCCACACAGAGAGCAUGUACACAGUGCUCAAUUCUAAGAUGAAUACGGCGACCGUCUUUGUCAAUGUUGAGAUUGGUGGCGGGCCGGCAAUGGAGGAAGGGCUUAGUCGACAGGCGGUAAGCAUUUACGAGGCUGCGAAGAGCAAGGACGGAUCGUGGAGUCUCAAUGGAGUGACUACUACGCCCGGGGGUUGGUAG